ACGUAGGUGUUAUAAAAAGGCCAUGCAUGCGCACACACAGACACAUUACAGCAGAGCAAGCCAGCCAUGGAAAGCUUCAAGCUCACCUUGCUCCCCAUCCUUCUCCUUGCAAUCGUCGCCGAGGUGACCGGCGAUGAGCUCCGCACGUUCAUUAUCCACGUGCAGCCGCACCAGAACCACGUGUUCCGUACGACCGACGACCGGACAACGUGGUACAAGUCGUUCCUCCCGGAGGACGGUCGGCUCCGCCACGCGUACCACCACGUCGCGAGCGGUUUCGCCGCUCGGCUGACACAGCAGGAGCUCGACGUGGUGUCCGCCAUGCCUGGGUUCAUCGUGGCGGUGCCGAACCAUGUUUACAAGCUGCUGACGACGCACACGCCGCAGUUCCUCGGCCUGGAACUGCCACAGAACGGGAGAAAAUAUACCUCCGAAUUCGGCGAGGGCGUCAUCAUCGGCGUGCUCGACAGUGGCGUCUAUCCCUACCAUCCCUCCUUCAACGGCGACAGCAUGCCGCCGCCGCCGGCCAAGUGGAAGGGGCGCUGUGAUUUCAACGGCUCUGCGUGCAACAACAAGCUUAUCGGUGCUCGAUCUUUCGAGUCAGACCCGUCCCCCCUCGACCGGGAUGGGCACGGCACGCACACGUCAAGCACCGCGGCGGGAGCAGUCGUGCAAGGCGCUCAAGUGCUUGGCCAGGGCCUCGGCACUGCUUCCGGGAUAGCGCCUCGCGCGCACGUCGCCAUGUAUAAGGUGUGUGGCGACGAGUGCACCACCGCCGACAUACUCGCCGGCAUUGACGCGGCCGUUGGUGACGGCUGUGACAUUAUCUCCAUGUCCCUUGGCGGGCAAACGAGACCUUUCUACCAAGACGGCCUCGCUAUUGGCACGUUUGGCGCCGUAGAGAAGGGUGUUUUCGUCAGCAUGGCGGCCGGCAACGAAGGUCCAACCGGCAGCACGCUGUCGAACGAUGCGCCAUGGAUGCUAACCGUCGCGGCGAGCACCAUGGACCGUCUGAUCAGCGCACAGGUGCGCCUCGGAAAUGGCCUUUCUUUCGAUGGCGAGUCGGUUUUCCAGCCAAACAUCUCGACCACCGUCUCCUACCCGCUGGUCUACGCAGGUGCCAGCUCAACACCCGACACGAAUUUCUGCGGCAACGACUCACUGGAUGGCUUCAACGUCAAGGGAAAGAUUGUGCUCUGCGACCGUGGCAACGGCGUCGCAAGGCUUGCCAAAGGUGCCGAGGUGAUGAGAGCCGGAGGCUUCGGCAUGAUUUUGGUCAACGAGUUCGCCGACGGGUACAGCACGCUUGCCGACGCGCACGUCCUCCCAGCUUCCCACGUUAGCUACGCCGCCGGAGUGGCCAUCAAGAAGUACAUCAACUCCACUGCGAACCCCGUGGCGCAAAUCUUGUUCAAGGGCACGGUCCUUGGCACGUCGCCGGCCCCGGCUAUAACCUCGUUCUCCUCGCGUGGGCCCAGCUUGCAGAACUCUGGCAUUCUGAAGCCCGACAUCACUGGCCCCGGUGUGAGCGUACUCGCGGCGUGGCCAUUCCGGAUCGGCCCUCCGUCGGCGCCAGUGUUCCCUGGACCGACCUUCAACUUCGAAUCUGGCACGUCCAUGUCAACGCCGCACCUAAGUGGUAUCGCCGCACUGAUCAAAAGCAAGCACCCGGACUGGUCGCCGGCGGCGAUCAAGUCAGCCAUCAUGACGACCGCCAACCCCACCGACAAAUCCGGGAAUCUAAUAGUCAACGAGCAGAACGUAACGGCCAACUUCUUCGCCACAGGCGCCGGCCACGUGAACCCGGACAAGGCCAUCGACCCCAGCCUGGUCUACGACAUCGCCCCCGCCGACUACAUCGGCUUCCUCUGCGGCCUGUACACGAGCCAGGAGGUCACGGUGAUCGCGCGUCGCUCGGUCGACUGCUCGACCAUCACGGUGAUCCCGGACCGCAUGCUGAACUACCCGUCGAUCUCGGUCACGCUGCCGUCAACAACGAACCCCACGGCUCCGGUGGUGGUGAGCCGCACGGUGAAGAACGUCGUGGAGGCGCCGGCGGUGUACUACCCUCACGUCAACCUGCCGGGUCUUGUGCAGGUAAAGGUCACGCCGAGCUCGCUGCAGUUCACCGCAGCGAACCAGGUGCAGAACUUCACGGUGUCCGUGUGGCGGGGGCAGAGCACUACCGCGAAGUUUGUGCAGGGCUCGCUCCGGUGGGUGUCCGACAAGCACACCGUGAGGAGCCCCGUCUCCAUCAGCUUCGCCUGAUCGUCUCUAGGGCUCAAUCGACUUGACUACUGGUACUUUACCUCCAUCUGGGUUGUUCCCUCGUCGUUCACACUUGGUUUCAUUUCACUACAGCUAGCUGAUAAUCCUGCAUGUUUCAGUUAAUCUGUUGCUCAACAACAUUACUCACGCACUACCACUAGCUAAUAAAAAGGACUCGAUUGUGAAAUUGCUAGCAUUGCUAAGCCUGAUUGUAUUUGCAGAGUCGCAUGUAACGUUCUCCCUGGUCUAAAAAAAAAAGUUCUUCCACUAAGAGAAGA
This is a messenger RNA of Phragmites australis (common reed), 2546 nucleotides long. RefSeq names its product subtilisin-like protease 4. Gene Ontology annotation, biological process: proteolysis. The transcript has a single exon. Gene Ontology annotation, molecular function: serine-type endopeptidase activity. NCBI's taxonomy places the organism in Eukaryota, Viridiplantae, Streptophyta, Magnoliopsida, Poales, Poaceae. The record is from RefSeq and is a predicted model, not a curated record. The coding region runs from base 67 to 2268 and encodes 733 amino acids.